Molecule: messenger RNA, 1614 nt
Organism: Girardinichthys multiradiatus
Lineage: Eukaryota; Metazoa; Chordata; Actinopteri; Cyprinodontiformes; Goodeidae
Gene: snrnp40
Product: small nuclear ribonucleoprotein 40 (U5)
Exons: 10
Coding region: 146-1189 (347 amino acids)
Cellular component (GO): catalytic step 2 spliceosome
Molecular function (GO): protein binding; RNA binding
Source: RefSeq, a predicted model, not a curated record
UAGCGGAAGUAUUUCGGGCUCUGUCUUUUUCGUUGUUGCUGCUUCCGUCGACAUUCUUUUUAGCUCAACAAACUCCAUUCAUUUUUGAGGGGGAAACUGUAGCUUUGUUUUAUAGCAUUUUGUGCGUGUUUUCGGCUGACCCGGGAUGAUUGAGCCAAUUAAGAGAGCCGGCGACAUGGCGGUGGUUUCCUCCGCCAUGAAGCGGCCCCGGAUGGAGCUGGUGGCGGCGGCUCAGUCUCAGCAGCUCGUGGCCGCGGGCCCUCCACGGACCUCCAGCCUGCAGGCUCCCAUCAUGUUGAUGUCAGGCCACGAGGGAGAGGUCUACUGCUGCAAGUUUCACCCCAAUGGAGCCACACUGGCCUCUUCAGGAUUUGACAGGCUGAUAUUCAUGUGGAACGUAUUUGGAGACUGUGAAAAUUACGCCACUCUGAAGGGUCACAGUGGAGCAGUGAUGGAGCUGCAUUAUAACACAGAUGGCAGCUUGUUGUUCUCGGCAAGUACAGACAAGACUGUGGGUGUGUGGGACAGCGAGACAGGUGAGAGGAUCAAGCGUCUGAAGGGCCACACCUCUUUUGUGAACACCUGCUACCCAGCUCGUAGGGGGCCCCAGCUGGUGUGCACUGGCAGUGACGAUGGGACAGUGAAGCUUUGGGACAUUCGCAAGAAAGGGGCCAUCCACACUUUUCAGAACACCUACCAGGUGCUUGCCGUGACCUUUAAUGACACCAGUGAUCAGAUCCUGUCUGGAGGCAUCGACAAUGAUAUCAAGGUGUGGGACCUGCGGCAGAACAAGCUGAUCUACAACAUGCACGGCCACGGUGACUCUGUGACCGGGCUCAGCCUGAGCUCCGAGGGAUCGUACCUUCUGUCAAACUCCAUGGAUAACACGGUGCGAAUCUGGGAUGUGCGACCAUUCGCACCCAAGGAGAGAUGUGUGAAGAUUUUCCAGGGUAAUGUUCACAACUUUGAAAAGAACUUGCUGAGGUGCUCCUGGUCCACUGAUGGCAGUAAGAUCGCAGCGGGCUCAGCUGACAGAUUUGUGUACAUCUGGGACACCACGUCCAGAAGAAUCCUGUACAAGCUGCCGGGUCACGCCGGGUCUGUCAAUGAGGUGGUCUUCCACCCAGAGGAGCCUAUAGUGCUGUCUGGUGCCAGUGAUAAACGUCUGUACAUGGGAGAAAUUCAGUAGUGUGUGUGUGUGUGUGUGUGUGUGUGUGUGUGUGUGUGUGUGUGUGUGUGUGUGUGUGUGUGUGUGUGUGUGUGUGUGCGUGUGUGGGGCCACCCUUGGAAGUGUUUUCUGAGGACUAAUGGAGUUUAUUUUAUACGCUUCAUCUUGCCUCAGAAAAACCUCAGGAUGACUGUCCGUCACAAAAGCCUCAAAAAUUUCCCUUUUUUUUUUUCUUUUUUUUUAACUUUGAUUUAUUUCUUUUUUUAAAUAAACUUUGGUAUCGAGUAAAAACAGCUCUUGUCACAUUAUGUUGUCACUCUGGUGUUUUUCUUUGAUGGGGGGAAGAUUUACAUUUGUCCUGGUCAGCAUUUAAAACAGACUCAGUUAUUUUUACUUCACUGCAUUGUUUUUUAUUAAAGAACAAUAAUAAAACCUUUUCAAACAAG